AUGGAUCGAAAAAGUCUUCUGCAGACAUUUGCGCUGUCGUACCUCCUGUUCUUUCAGGUUGUGAUCGGCACAGAUGAACCAAGCGAAAGUGAGAUGAGGAAGAAGUGCUGUCCAGUAACAGCAGGCCCAGCAGGUCGAGAUGGAUUACCGGGACGAGAUGGAGCACCAGGACGGGAUGGACUACCGGGACGGGAUGGUGCACCUGGACCCAAGGGGGACGUGGGACCACCAGGGCCAGAGGGAAUCCAAGGAGAGCCUGGGACCCAAAGGAGAUGGAAACAGUGUUCUUGGAACCACAUCAAUUCUGACACUGAUAAUGGACGAGUUCUGGAAUGUCCGUUUACCAAGGCUGCCUCAAACACAUCCCUCCGGGUUGUUUACAUGGGCAACCUUCACAUCUACGAUUGCACAAAGUGUUGCAUGAGAUGGUUUUUGACUUUCAACGACAUCGAAUGCAUGGCUCCCGCUGCUAUUGAUGCUGUUGUGUACCAGAGUGUCGACCUAAAUAUUCCUCGCCCCGCCAACAUAGAAGGCUACUGCACAGGAAUCGCCAAAGGCCUGGUGCGUGUUGGCUUGCACGUCGGUCAGUGCCAUGGUUUCGGUAUUUCCAACGCCUACACCGGCUGGAAUUCAGUAAGCAAGAUCAUUAUUGAGGAGAUUGAGCCCCCUGUUGCUUAA
Molecule: messenger RNA, 678 nt
Organism: Pocillopora damicornis (cauliflower coral)
Lineage: Eukaryota; Metazoa; Cnidaria; Anthozoa; Scleractinia; Pocilloporidae
Product: collagen triple helix repeat-containing protein 1
Source: RefSeq, a predicted model, not a curated record